GCGGGGGGGAGAGUAACGUCGGGCCGGGUCAGCGGGCGCUGCAGUAGUCGCCGCAGCGGCUAUGGGAGCGGUGGGGACGAGGCGGCGGCGGCGGCGGCAGGAGGAGGUGCAGGGGCUGGCACGAGUGCAGCGGCCCGGGGAGGCCCGCAGCAACACCCGCAGCCGCCGCCGCCGCCUUUAGACGCGGACGGCACCCGAGGGGACCGCCGGCCGUCUAAGCCGCGCUCGGGUCCCGCCGCAGUGGGCGGCGGGGGAUGGGCAGGCGGCGGCGGGCCAGCCUGCUGAGCAGUGACUCCCGCCGGUGCGGACCCUGAGCUGAACCCCAGUCCUCCGCCGGAGAUCCUGCGUCCGCCGCGGCCCAGAAUUGUAAAACCAGUAAGAUCAAGUGCCUAUUGAAAGAAACUCACUCUUGGCUAAGAAGAGAAGUAGGAACUAGAGUAAAUGGAAACCACCCUUGGGAGCUAGAUGCCGGUGUAGCUGUUUUACCACAUCAGUGUUUUGCAAUGAGUGGGGGAGGAGAGCAGCCAGACAUCCUCAGUGUUGGAAUCUUGGUCAAAGAAAGAUGGAAAGUGUUAAGAAAGAUUGGGGGUGGGGGCUUUGGAGAAAUUUACGAUGCCUUGGACAUGCUCACCAGGGAAAACGUGGCACUGAAGGUGGAGUCGGCUCAGCAGCCAAAGCAGGUUCUGAAGAUGGAGGUCGCUGUGUUGAAGAAACUCCAAGGGAAAGACCAUGUUUGUAGAUUUAUUGGCUGUGGGAGAAACGAUCGUUUCAACUAUGUGGUCAUGCAAUUGCAGGGUCGGAAUCUGGCAGAUCUUCGACGGAGCCAGUCCCGGGGCACAUUCACCAUUAGCACUACUCUUCGGCUCGGGAGACAGAUUCUGGAGUCUAUUGAAAGCAUCCAUUCUGUGGGAUUCCUUCACAGAGACAUAAAACCGUCAAACUUCGCAAUGGGACGCUUUCCCAGUACAUGCAGGAAAUGUUUCAUGCUUGAUUUUGGCUUGGCCCGACAAUUUACGAAUUCCUGUGGUGACGUCAGACCACCUCGUGCUGUGGCAGGCUUUCGAGGGACAGUUCGUUACGCAUCAAUCAAUGCUCAUCGGAACAGGGAAAUGGGAAGACACGAUGACCUUUGGUCCUUAUUCUACAUGUUGGUAGAGUUUGUGGUUGGUCAACUGCCUUGGAGAAAAAUAAAGGACAAGGAGCAAGUGGGUUCCAUUAAGGAGAGGUAUGACCAUAGGCUCAUGUUGAAACACCUCCCUCCUGAAUUCAGCACCUUUCUGGACCAUAUUUCCUCUUUGGAUUAUUUUACAAAACCAGACUACCAGCUUCUUACCUCCGUGUUUGACGAGAGCAUCAAGACCUUUGGCGUGAUUGAGAGUGACCCUUUUGACUGGGAGAAGAGUGGAACGGACGGCUCCCUAACCACCACCACCACCUCUGCCACCCCUCAGCUGCACACCCGCCUGACCCCUGCUGCGAUUGGAAUUGCAAAUGCCACUCCUAUCCCAGGAGACUUGCUCCGAGAAAAUACAGAUGAAGUGUUUCCAGAUGAGCAGCUUAGCGAUGGGGAGAAUGGUGUCCCUGUUGGUGUGUCCCCAGAUAGAUUGCCUGGGUCUCUGGGGCACACUCGCCCUCAGGAGAAGGACGUCUGGGAAGAGAUGGACAUCAACAAGAAUAAGAUAAAGCUUGGAAUUUGUAAGGCUGCUACUGAAGAAGAAAAUAGCCAUGGUCAAGUAAAUGGCAUUCUCAAUGCUCCAAGCCUGGGCUCACCAAUUCGUGUCAGAUCAGAGAUAACUCAGCCAGACAGGGAUGUUCCCUUAGUAAGGAAGUUACGUUCGAUUCAUAGCUUUGAGCUAGAAAAACGUCUGACACUAGAGCCAAAGCCAGAUACUGACAAGUUUCUUGAGACCUGCAUGGAGAAAAUGCAGAAAGAGUCCAGUGCAGGAAAGGAAUCUGUUCUCCCUGCUCUGCCUCAUAAGCCUUGUGUUCCUGUUGUGUCCCGCACUGACCACAUCUGGCACUAUGAUGAAGAAUACCUUCCUGAUGCCUCCAAGCCUGCCUCUGCCAACACUCCAGAGCAGGCAGAUGGUGGCGGCAGCAAUGGAUUUAUAGCGGUUAACUUAAGCUCUUGCAAGCAGGAGGUUGAUUCCAAAGAAUGGGUGAUUGUGGACAAAGAGCAAGACCUUCAGGAUUUUAGGACAAAUGAGGUGUUAGGCCAUAAAACAACUGGAAGCCCUUCAGAUGAGGAGCCUGAAGUGCUUCAGGUCCUUGAAGGGUCAGCUCAAGAUGAAAAGAUCCAAGUAGGUCCUUGGACCAACAACCAUCACUUAAAGGAAACCUCAGGUGUGGUCUUAGCACUUUCUGCGGAAUGCCCUGCCACUGCUGCUUCAGAACAGUACACAGACAGGCUGGACCUCCAGGCUGGAGCUGCCAGUCAGUUCAUCACAGUGACGCCCACAAGUCCAAUGGAGGCGCAAGCAGAAGGCCCCCUGACUGCGAUUACAAUUCCUAGACCUUCUGCGGCAUCAACACAGUCAACUUCAGGAAGCUUUCACUAUGGUCCACAACCAGAGAAGAAAGAUCUUCAGCCCUUGGAACCCACUGUGGAACUUUAUUCUCCCAGAGAGAACUUCUCCUGCUUGGUUGCAACAGAGGGCGAACUUCCUAGUGGAGGAAGCAGAAUGGAUUUGGGACUUCAGGUAGAUCACACUGGUCAUGACAUGUUACCCAAUAUGAGAGACGGGGAUACAUCUCAAGACUUGGGACCAAAAGACUUUCCUGACCAUAAUAGAUUAGUUAUGAAAGAAUUUGAAAAUCUUCCUGGAGAAACAGAGGAAAAAGGCAUUCUUCUGGGCUCAGAUAAUGAAGAUGAGAAGUUAAGUAAAGGGCAGCAUUGUGUUGAAAUCUCUUUCCCAGGAGAUUUAGUAACUACAGAAAGAGAUCAGUCAGCUACCACAGAACCUCUUGAUAUGUCAAAGACACAGAAUUUUAGUGUGGUGCCAAAUCAAGACAGAAACCAUGAGAUACUGACGCUUUUGACAACUGGAACUUCAGAAAUUUCUCAAGUCAUUGACCCACCUGCUGAAGGGCAGACUGGCCAGGUGGCGGUACCGCAAACAAAGCUCUUUAAGGAUGCAGACAUGAAGAGUGAAGACUUGCCAGGACAGCAGGGAGACCUCUCUACUUUUUUGCACCAAGAGGGAAAGAGAGAGAAAGUUGUCCCUAGAAAUGGAGAGCUAUAUCAUUGUGUCUCAGAGAAUGAGCAUGGUCCUCCCACCCGGAAGGACAUGCUUCGGUCAUCCUUUGUAACCAGGCACAGCCGGAUCCCUGUUUUAGCACAGGAAAUAGAUUCAACUUUUGAAUCAUCUUCUGCAGUCUCUGCAAAAGAAAAGCUUCUACAGAAGAAAGCCUAUCAGCCAGAACUAGUCAAACUUCUGGUAGAAAAAAGGCAGUUCAAGUCUUUCCUGGGGGACCUCUCAAGUGCCUCUGAUAAGCUGAUAGAGGAGAAAUUAGCUGCUGCUCCUGUUCCCUUUUCUGAGGAAGAAGUCUUCACUCCCUUUUCCAGACUGGCAGUAGAUUCCCACCUGAGUAGAUCAGCUGAAGAUGGCUUUCUGACACCCAUCAUCUCCCAGUCUAGAAAGAGCAAGAUUCCAAGGCCAGUUUCCUGGGUCAGCUCGGAUCAAGUUAAUAGCUCAGCUUCACCUCAGUUCUUGCCUCGGCCACCACCAGGAAAGCCACCAAUCAGGCCUGGAGUAGAAGCCAGGCUACGCAGGUAUAAAGUUCUAGGGAGUAGUAACUCUGACUCAGACCUUUUCUCUCGCCUGGCCCAAAUUCUUCAAAAUGGAUCUCAGAAACCCCGGAGUACUCCUCAAUCCAAGAGCCCAGGAUCGCCUCACAAUCCAAAAACACCACCCAAGAGUCCAGUUGUACCUCGCAGGAGUCCCAGUGCCUCUCCUCGAAGCUCAUCCUUGCCCCGAACAUCUAGUUCCUCACCGUCUAGGGCUGGACGGCCCCACCAUGAGCAGAGGAGUUCGUCCCCGCAUCUGGGGAGAAGCAAGUCACCCCCCAGCCACUCAGGAUCGUCGUCGUCCAGGAGGUCCUGCCAACAGGAGCAUUGCAAACCCAGCAAGAAUGGCCCCAAAGGAUCUGGCAGCCUCCACCACCACUCAGCCAGCUCCAAAACUCCCCCAGGGAAGAGUAAGCCAGCCAGUAAACUCAGCAGAUAGGAAGCAAUCGGGCUGCAUCUCUGGGAAAGGUGUGAGAUCUUCCUCCUAGACCUGAUGCAUGUGUGUCUCUGUACUGUCUGUUUCAAACAAUCAGUGUUGAUCUUCUCUUGAAAAAGAAAGUAACAUGAUCGGUUAUUUAUAAGAAGACAUAAGUAUAUACUACUAAGGAAUUACCUAGGGCAGGUAGGAAGCGGAUCAGGAAUCAAAUGCUUCAGUUCAUCAAAAUCCAAGGAGAAGAAACUCAUUUAAAUGAGCUCUUGCUUGUAGCUGCCUUCGAAACAGAAAGUUGAGGAUAGGAAAUAGAAUGGGAUUUUAAGUGAUUUUUGCCUAAUUUGUUAAUCCUCUACUCAAAGAGUAUAGCAAAAGUGUUUGAUAUUUUUAUUUACAACUUCUUAACCUUGGAGAGUCAUUGUGCAGACAUUCAAAUAUAUAAGAAGCCUGUUGCCAGGAAACUAGCACUUGGGUAUAUUUGGUUUGUGUGCUUAUUUAAUGAAUCCACACCUUUCUUUCCACUCAUUCUGAGUAUCGUUCCUAGGUUUGACAUUUUUUAAAAUUACUAUUUCUUACCUCUUAUUUUAACAAUGCACCUUAGUAAGGGUUUCAGUAGCACACACUAACACUUUAAAAUCCACUAGCCCUUAUUUAGUCAAACCUUGUUAGUUUCUUUUGAGCCACAGUUUUUAAACUCAUAUAUUUUUAAUCUCAAAAAGGAAAGAUAUGUCCAGCUAGAGCUGUUUGGAGCAGGUGUGUUUGGAGAGGGGCAGAGAGUGGGACAGUCUUUAAAGGUAGAAGCACGCCUCAUCUCGUCCCUGACUCCAUUUCGUCUGUGUAGGAGACUGAGCAGAGGAGACAGCUUCCUUUAUGUCCUCCCUGCACUCUAGUGUCAGCCUUCAAGAUGGUGCUGGGAAAGCACACAACUUUGGAAUGUGGCUUAUGCUUUCACAGAUUUAGAAAGAAAUUAAGUAUGCUAUCGAGGCUUAUAACCUUCAGAAUUUGUAUUUUAUACAUUUAGCCAUAUACAUUUAGCCAAUAAGGUAUGAAUAUCUGGGGGAAUAAAUUUAGGCUAAAUAGUUUUCUUUCAGUGUUUUUAUCAUUUGGUUCUUGUGUGGUUUAUGCUUCAGCUUCUUAGCCUGAUCUCCACAUAAUCUCAAUUUAUAAAGUUGUAAGGAUGAUCACAUUUGUUCUGUUCUCACUCUCUUUCUAGUAAAAAUCAGGCAAAUUAAAGAAUGCCAGACAUUUUAAAUGGA
Messenger RNA from Peromyscus leucopus (white-footed mouse), 5473 nucleotides. RefSeq names its product tau tubulin kinase 2 (gene Ttbk2). The record is from RefSeq and is a predicted model, not a curated record. Gene Ontology annotation, biological process: signal transduction; cilium assembly; peptidyl-serine phosphorylation. Gene Ontology annotation, cellular component: cytoplasm; ciliary transition zone; ciliary basal body. NCBI's taxonomy places the organism in Eukaryota, Metazoa, Chordata, Mammalia, Rodentia, Cricetidae. Gene Ontology annotation, molecular function: ATP binding; protein serine/threonine kinase activity. The transcript is spliced from 16 exons. The coding region runs from base 504 to 4226 and encodes 1240 amino acids.